AAAUCAAAGUAGGUCAAGUCGGUUGUCGUGCGGGAAAGUUAUCAAAGUUACCAGGAUAAAAAGUAGAUUGCCCUUUUACAAGUUUAGAAAUCAUUAGAUAUGGAAGCCGAAUCGACAGAAAAACCGCCAGAGAAAGGUUCUGAAGGAGGCGUUUAUAAUUGUGGCGUGUGUAAAGAGAGUUUUGAAACGAAGGAAGCCAAGUUAUUUCCGUGUCUCCAUUCUUUCUGCAGGUCCUGUGUUGUUUCCGAACCAGAUAACUCUGUGAAGUGCCCACUUUGUUCCCAAGUGUUCCCGGUAAAUGAACUCACUGACAAUUUACUCGUGACAAAAAAGGUUCCUACAACCGAAGGAGGUGCUUCACCACACUCUGAAGAUAUAGGUCUCUGUACUGCUUGUGAGGAUAAUGCUGUACCUACAUCAUUCUGUGUUGAGUGUAACGAAUGGCUCUGUGAUGGAUGUGUCUCAGCACAUAGGCGUGUCAAGGUCACCAAAGACCACAACAUUCAGUCUAAGGAGGAAGCUUCCAGCAACAAAAACCAGAAAUCUCAAAGUAUCCAUUUGAUCUGUCCUGCUCACAGGGGUGAACAAUACCGGUUCUACUGCCAGGACUGUACCAAAUUAACAUGCCGGGACUGUCAGUUAGAAGACCAUAAGGGCCAUAGAUAUCUCACUAUCGAGGAAGCUACGGGCCAUCACAGAAACGACCUUAAGAAAUCAGUUGACAGAUUGAUUGAAAAGGGAAAGCACGUGAAUGAAGCACUGGAGCUUAUUAAAAGACGUCAUGAUGAGAUAGCUGACCGUGAAGUGGAAGUUACAACAAGUAUUAAGAACUUUGCUGUUCGUGCAAUUCAUGAGAUCAAUCACAGAGCGAAGACGAUUUUGAGCAACCUGCAAGAGAUCUCUCAAGUGAAGAAAAGCCAGUUGACAAAGAAACAAGUUGAGGUUCUGGACUUAAAGGUAAAAAUUGAUCAAGCUGUAAAAGUAGCACAGUUUGCCAUUAAAGAAUCUAGUGACACAGCAUUGUUGAGCAGUAGGCGUGUGAUGAUAACACAGAUUCGUAAGGUUCACAAAACCAUUGUGCAGGUCCCUAACCCACAACACAGAGUGGCCAUAAAUUUUGAAGUAGAUGAUAAUUUCAACAAUCAUAUCAAAUCAGCAGGUAAGAUAAUGGUGGAUGGUGUCGUAUACCCUGGUCCCGGUUAUGCUAUUAACAACCAAGGGCCACCCAACCCCGAUCCUGUCCAAGUUACCAACUCCACUUCAACUGUGACCCACCCAGUGUCAACAUCUUCGGUGAGCCAACAUGACCAGACAAGCAAACAAGUUGUUAGACAGAGACCCACGACCAGCACAGCCUCUAACCCACCUGGAACCACCCAGCAGGUACAGAAUCUACCAAACCUCACUAGGCAGCAGUUCCUACAACUCAAACCUGACCAACAAGCAUUCCUCCUGAGAAAAUACAAACAGGAAAAAGAGGAGCAGAAGCUGAGGCAAGCCAAUAGUUUAGUUAAACCCCUGGCACAAGCAGUUUCUCAAACUGUUGGAACAGUUGACACACAAAAGAUAAACCUCAUCCAGUUACAACAGCGGAGGAUAUUAGAACAACAAGUACAGAAGCAGCAGGAGCAACAACAACAGCUACAGCUGCAGGCAGAGAUUGAACAACUGAGGAAAAGCAACAUGGAGUUGCAGAAGAAGCAGGCACAGCAGGGAAACUUGGUCUCUUCUACAGUGCCACAUAAAGAAUCAACUGGGUCACAAGGAUUCACACCAAGGAAUUACAGCACACCAUCUCCCCAACCACAAGCCCCUAAGGCAGAGAGCCCUGAUAGUGCACAGUCAGGCAUAAAACCAAAGACAGAACGACUGUCAGUUGAUGAGCCACAAAUGGGCAUGAGGCUUCCUGUCAGCUUGAACCCCAGCAAUUACAAUCCUGAUGAUGAUGCAAGCACCCUCUAUAAUGAUCUCAAGAGGACAGAAAAACAAGACAAGGAUGAUACAAAAGAUCCUGUAGGAUCACAAACACAAAUGGAAGAAGAUUCCUCUACUGACACCAUUCCAUUCACUGAACAACCAAAGGUAGAAGAGAAUGCAGAACAGAAUGUACCACACAGCCAGAAUUCCGAUGACCCAAAUGAGGAUUACUGUGCUGUUUGUCACAAUGGAGGGGACCUGUUAUGUUGCGAAUUCUGCCCCAAAGUCUUCCAUUUAAAAUGCCAUGUUCCAGAACUGAAAGAAUUCCCCAAUCCUGAUAUUUCGUGGCGUUGCCCAUUGUGUCAUAGUGUGGAUGAGUUGAGAAUCACAGACACCAGUCCCAAGUCUGAGCUAACCGAGGGCACAAUGAAGAGAAAGGCUCCCGUAGGACUCAGUGACAAAGAGCUGAAGGUUUGUGAGAGGAUUCUCCUUGAACUCUUCUCUCAUGACCAGAGUACCCCUUUCCAUGAUCCAGUAGAUAGAUCGGUUCCAAACUACUACAAGAUUAUAACACAGCCUAUGGAUCUGACAAGCAUUAAAACUAAGUUGCGAAGAGGUCACUUUGACCAUUAUGACAGUGUAGAAACCUUCAUUGAAGAUGUCCAGCUUAUUUUCAAAAAUUGUGCAACAUAUAAUGCACCUGACUCUGAAGUUGGUAAGAUUGGCAAAAGAGUUGAACAAUUCUUCAAUGAUCUUAUACAAAAGUUGCUUCCAAACUAUGCCCAACGAGCCUCUACUCCAGCACCAUCUCCAGGCCCAUCUGAUACAGAAUCGACAAGUCCAAGACCAAAGAAGCGAAAACAGAAUCCAGACAGUAUCAAACACAUACAUGCAAAAGAAAAAGACAUAUAGUGAUAUUAUAAAUUUAAAGGAAAUGGAACUGUAUCUAAAAAAUUGAAAUACUUGUAAUGACACUCCAGAUAUGAAAUUAUUAUACUGUAUAUAAUAUAAUAUAAUAUAUAUUGACAGGUUUUGCCUGAAACGUUCAAGUGCAAGUGUACCAACAGGCGUAAUAAUACUAGCAGCAAAAUUCUACCCACCAUUCCAAAUAUCAGAAAUUAAGUUCAGUUUAGAUAAGACCCCAUUUAUGGAGUUUAUAUUAUUAAAUGAGUGUUAGUUAUUAAUAGGCAGAUGACUGUACAGGGAUUUACUUGUCACAUUGGGUAGUAGUGUUUUUUUAUUUAAGGACAACUGAAAUAGGUUUUCUCAACUUGCAGCUACAAAAAUGCGGUUUUCUUCAU
Owenia fusiformis is the source of this 3218-nucleotide messenger RNA. The record is from the annotation of a GenBank genome assembly. NCBI's taxonomy places the organism in Eukaryota, Metazoa, Annelida, Polychaeta, Sabellida, Oweniidae.